Vitis vinifera (wine grape) is the source of this 892-nucleotide messenger RNA. Its product is annotated as bZIP transcription factor 29. The coding region runs from base 106 to 672 and encodes 188 amino acids. The transcript is spliced from 4 exons. Gene Ontology annotation, biological process: regulation of DNA-templated transcription. Gene Ontology annotation, cellular component: nucleus. Gene Ontology annotation, molecular function: DNA-binding transcription factor activity. Lineage: Eukaryota; Viridiplantae; Streptophyta; Magnoliopsida; Vitales; Vitaceae. The record is from RefSeq and is a predicted model, not a curated record.
CUCCCACCGAGGACAAGGGACAUGGAUAGCAGAUGUGGCACGAAGACAAAUGAAGGUGACUGUAUUGAUGAAAAAGAACCAUGAUAUUGAGCGCUGGAGGAGACGAUGCUGAAAUUGCCCAACGUUAUUUUCAUGGGGAGCAAGUGCGGUGGUGAAGAGUUACCAAUGCGGCCACCUUCUCCCUCUCAGGGCAAUUCAACGGAUGGAAACCUGGUAAAGUUGAGGCUAGAUUGCAGCAAAGUUGAUUUUAGUGGAGCUGAGCUGAAAAAGAUAAUGGGAAAUGAGAAACUUGCUGAGAUCGCAUUAGUAGACCCCAAGCGUGCCAAAAGUAGAAUUCUGGCUAAUCGUCAGUCAGCUGCUCGUUCCAAGGAGAGGAAGGUGCGAUACAUGGCAGAAUUGGAACACAAGGUGCACACUCUACAAACAGAGACAACUACGUUAUCUCACCUGCUUACUCUCCUACAGAGAGAUUCUGCCGAGCUCACUAGUCGGAACAAUGAAUUGAAACUCCGAAUUCAGGCCAUGGAACAAGAGGCACAGUUCAGGGAUGCUUUGAAGGAGGCAUUAACCCUGGAAGUCCAUCGUCUACAGCUUCUCGGAACUGCAGAGCCUAGUGGUGGGAAGGUGUUCUUCUCUUCCCUUUGUUUUGUCAGAGACUCUGGACCCAAUUAAGAGAAAGCCGACUCUUCACAUACUCUCUUCUCGUUAGAAGGAAAUUGAAGCAUGGAGAAUGGAGCAAGGUGUAUCCUAAUGCUAUUGGAAACAAGCCAGGGAAAAGAUGUUUCUGUUUUGGAUACUUGAGAAUAAUGAUGGAAGAGGAAAAAGAUUUAUUAGGAAUGAUUUUGAGUUUGUUUUUUUUUUUCAAAAUAUAUUAACAAAAUUUUGAUAAAAA